This is a messenger RNA of Sebastes umbrosus (honeycomb rockfish), 2541 nucleotides long. It is a transcript of the gene dcph1, whose product is annotated as acidic residue methyltransferase 1. Lineage: Eukaryota; Metazoa; Chordata; Actinopteri; Perciformes; Sebastidae. Gene Ontology annotation, cellular component: nucleus; cytoplasm. Gene Ontology annotation, biological process: DNA damage response. Gene Ontology annotation, molecular function: phosphatase activity. The transcript is spliced from 5 exons. The coding region runs from base 275 to 1639 and encodes 454 amino acids. The record is from RefSeq and is a predicted model, not a curated record.
UGUACUGCGCAUGUGUCUUACCCUUAUACCCCAAUACCCAUGCUCCAACCUCUUUCAAUAAGCCUUGCAGUGAACCAGGAAAUACAUAUUAAAAUGUGUAAUAUUUGUUACAAGAAACAGAGGACGUCAAGCUUGAUGCAAUCUGCUUUUACCACGUAACGUCCACAGAAAUAUAAACGUUACACGUCGCGUUGAAGUCCUCUAGUAAACUUUGUUCCUGUCCUGGACAUUGUAUCGAUAAAGUUUGAAUUUGAACCGUCUCCACUCUGUCAACAUGAUGGCGUCUGAUCGACCUGUGGACGGAGUCCCUCCUUCACUGUCUGCUAAAGUGGUCGGGUCAUUUGCCUAUUUGACUGUGAGAGACAGAUUGCCAACCAUCUUGACUAAAGUUAUAGAUACAAUACAUCGCAACAAGAGCAAGUUUUUUGAAGAAUAUGGAGAGGAGGGUAUCGAGGCAGAGAAGCAAACAAUAGGUCUGCUGUCUAAGAUGAGGAAUGAGCUGCAAACUGAUAAGCCAGUACUAGCACUGACAGACGAGCUGCAAGACACAGAGUACUGGAACCAGUACCUGCAGAGACAACAGAAACUGCAUGGAGACGAGGAGUCCGUCAGCUGGUUCAAGUCUCCAUGGCUUUAUGUGGAGUGCUACAUGUACCGCAGGGUACAAGAGGCCCUCUGGCUCAAUCCUCCCAUCAGUGACUAUGACGUCUUUAAUGAGUCAAAGACUCAGAGCUUUUUUGAGUCUCAGCAGGCUAUAAUGGCCUUGUGUACAUACUUCGGGGGCAUCAACAAGAACAUGAAGGAACUCUCCAAGAAUCAGCUGUUUGAGCAUUUUAUCAAACUGUUACAGGUUUCGCUGUGGGGAAACAAGUGUGAUCUGUCUAUCUCUGCUGGCCAAGACAACUCCCAGAAGACCAGUCCAAUAGAUUCCCUCAACAGCCUACAACCCUUCAUCUUGGUGAAUGACUCCAACAUGGUGUGGUCAACUCUUAUUUCUGCCCAAAGGCCAGGACAAUCAGAGAAAGCCACUGCUGUGAGAGUGGACAUUGUUCUAGACAAUGCUGGCUUUGAGUUAUUCACUGACUUGGUCUUAGCAGAUUUCCUGGUUUCCUCCGGCCUUGCCCACGAGGUCCAUUUUCACGGCAAAUGCAUCCCGUGGUUUGUCUCUGAUGUCACAGCUAACGAUUUUCAGUGGACCAUCCGGCAGACCAUGGCGGCCAAUCACAGAUGGAUGUCAAAGUGUGGUGUCCAGUGGAAGAGCCACCUGAAGGAAGGCGUGUGGACCUAUCAUGAUCAUCCUUUCUGGACACAGCCCCAUGAGUUCUCUGACAUGGCAGCUGAUGCUCCUGACCUGUACGCAACCCUGCAGGGGGCAGACCUGGUGCUGUUUAAAGGUGAUCUCAACUACAGAAAGCUGACGGGGGACAGGGACUGGGAUCACACAGUGGGCUUCGAUACUGCGCUACGAGGUUUUGGGCCUGCGCCACUGUGUAGCCUGAGGACUCUCAAGGCCAACGUUCAGGUCGGUCUGCAGCCGGGCCAAGGGGAGAAGCUCAGCUCCCAAGAUCCAGACUGGAUGACCAGCGGCAAAUACGCUGUCAUUCAAUUCUACGGCUCAAAGUCAGAACAGAAAGACUGACCUUAGGAUCUCAUUGGGAAGACGUGGAUUCAUUAGAACAUCACAAUGAGAAGGAGUUACCUUUAAGCCAUACGACCAUUAAGUUACCCACGGUUGUUAAAUUGUGUAUUUGUUCCUCAUCGUCAGUUAGCACUUCGUCAUGUUUGAUACAGAAAUGCACAGUAACAGAGAUAUUUAAGUUAUUUUCACAACAUAUUUGUACCAUGUCGUACUUAAAAUGUUAGCACUUUUAGAUCUAAAUGUUUUCUCAUGAUUUGAACAACUGUUUACGGUGACACAUUUAUCCUCUGAGGUAACAAAUCAAGGUUGCUUUCUAUCGCAAAUAGCUUAUGUGUUGUGCACAAUGUAUUAAGUCAUAAUGUUUACAGGUUAAUGUAGAUGCUAUUAACAAUUAUUGAGUAAGAAUUGGGCUUUAUAAAUCUUUGUCCUGGGGCAGCAAUACUUUUCUUUUUGCAUGCAGUUGAGGAGAAUGAUGAUAAAUGUAAUAUAUAGAUAUUUUUGUUUUCAUCUAGCUUAGCUCAGGUUGUCUUAUUGUUGCACUCGGUGUCAUUGAUAUGCAUGCAUCAAUACAAUCAAAACAUGCAGACAGACAUUUAAAUUCAGCUAAGGCAGAUUAUAACAUCAUUUGAUAACUGUUUUGCUCAGUUUGAAAGACGGUAGACUGUUAUUGGGGUGGUGUAACAAUAACAGUGACAACGUGUCCUUGUUUUGUUUAAAAUGGCAACCCAGACCUCCAUAUCUUCAUUGAUGAAAGUGGAUGUCUCUGUGCACAAUGUUAUGUCAUCUAAAUUCUCAUCGUCAGUACCUCGGAGGUGAUGUUAACUGGAUUCUUCUCAUUGCUGCCUGGGGGAAAUCAUAUCAUUUUCAUUAAGGGGUUUGAUUUAAUAAAGAACUGCACUGAC